Talaromyces rugulosus is the source of this 4659-nucleotide messenger RNA. RefSeq lists its product as uncharacterized. Gene Ontology annotation, cellular component: nucleus; cytoplasm; chromosome. The record is from RefSeq and is a predicted model, not a curated record. Gene Ontology annotation, biological process: DNA replication; double-strand break repair via homologous recombination. The transcript is spliced from 5 exons. The coding region runs from base 1 to 4659 and encodes 1552 amino acids. NCBI's taxonomy places the organism in Eukaryota, Fungi, Ascomycota, Eurotiomycetes, Eurotiales, Trichocomaceae. Gene Ontology annotation, molecular function: nucleic acid binding; 3'-5' DNA helicase activity; ATP binding.
AUGACGAAGAAUAACUUGCGACAACACUUGAGUUGGCUCCUCAAUCGUGGUUUACCAGACUUCGCUUCUGUUGAUGCGUUAACGCGACCUGACCCGAACCUGGUUGUUUCUAAUCCGGGCGCCCCAAUAGUGCAACCGCCAAACAGAUCUGUUCACCAAGAGACUUUGAAUGGGAUCAACCCUGUGGAUGAUAUACAAGAUGGAUGGCCGCAAGUGAAUCUCAAACGUGACGAGGAUUUCCCAACCGACGACCCGGAAAUGGCACGACUUCACCUUAUCCCCUCGUCUGAAACGAAGUCACGCCUGCUUAGCUCUUCGCGCAAAAGCCGUUCAAUAACUCCUACGACGCCGACUUCUCGUAAGAAUGGUGAAUCCGAUAGUCCCCAGUUUAAGGAUCUUAAAAAGAACGCGGUGCAAGCAUCGCCGUCGAAAAUCAAGAAACGGAAAACACCCUCCAAGCGAACAGGCGGCCUUUUUCUUUCCUCGGAUUUCAAAUCCCCAUUCGAUGAUUUUGAUGUUGAAUCUAUCGACCUUACGGGCGAUGGCGAACAACACGCGACUUCUUCUGCUACAGCUGAGACCUUCGAGGAGCCCAAGCCCCUAUGGCGCGAAGACUUUGCUGCGCGUGCGGAGCCUCUCUCGACGCGCAGCAAAAAGAGAAAGAGCGACGAAUACCAGUCAGAUCUAGUGUCCCCUCGAAAAAUGUCUCAUCAUGCAAAGGCCUCUGGAACGCCGUCCAAGGCCCGCGUGCUUGACGCUGGUACUUCCCCUACAUUGCAACGUGUAUCCGCCAGGUCUGCAAGGGAGUCACCGCGUGCUUUGGCUUCUAGGUCGCCAGUUCGUCCAGCUGUCUCGGCUUCAAGGGCCUCGACAAGGGACGUUUUUGACAACUCAGAUGUUGAUAAUGAUGAAGAGAGCUUGCUACAGUAUCCUGAUUUGCCUAAAACGGCCCACACCGAAGAACAGUUGUCACCUUCACCUUCCAAGAGGUCGAAGCAAAGACAACAAGUCACGCCUGCGCCUCAAUUGAAGAAAUCGGCCUCGACAGGAUUGUCUUUCCAGAAUUCAUCUCAAAGAGCAAAAGCUGUUGUCGAACCAGUUGCUACGACCCCUUUAUCUCAGGCAAGCAAAGAUCCGAAAGUAGAAGCUUUCGUGGAGUUGCACCCUACAGUGAUCGAUUCAGCAGUCAAGAAGCUGAAUCGAGACCUUGUUGCGAACGCGGACAUUGUGGUACAAUACGCCAUGGAAGGAGACCAACCACCGGCAGAACUAUUGGCCUCGAAUAAAUCUUCUCGCUCCAAAAUCGACGCUCUUGGAAAAUUAAAAAUGGAAAGAACGACGUACGACCAACGGAAAGACAGGAAAAAUAAUCUCAAGGCGAUCAUGGUUCGAGCUGUGGCAAGUGGAGGUGACUUGUCAGGAGUAGCAGCGGAAGUCAACGAAAGCCAGGCCAUUAUGAAAGAGCUCCAACAGAUCGAAGCCCAAAUGAGCAAUCUGCUGGCCCUUAUCGAUCUGGACCUAUCCACGUUUCCGGCCGCUGCAAGCUCAGAUAACCCAAGCAACUCGCAGGCCAAUCCGCCACGCGAAGCGUUCCCUUCCGGGCCUCGUGUCCAAGCUGUUCGUCAAGAACUAGGUUAUAAUGCUUCGCCCGUUGCACGGAAUACCACCCCGCAGACAUCUGCUUCUAGUGUCAACAACUCUUUUAAUUUCAAUGACACCCGUUCUACUUACCAGAAUAGGGAUGUUACAAUGAACGAUGGUGACUACGAUUAUGAUCGUCCCACUAAUCCGUUUGCUCCCAAUUCCAAUGAUAUGGACGAAUUCGACUUCGAUGCUGAAGAUGAUGACUUGUUCGAGGCCGCUAAUGACCUAUCAAACAUGGAUUCGCAUCCAUUCAUGGACGAUAAUCGUUCUUUAGGCCGCAAGGUCUUUGGGGAAACUUCGGGAAAUGCCGGUCGUAUUCCGACUCCUAAAAAGAACACGGCUGACUCUAGUGCCAUGAUGUCUCAUGCUUGGUCGAAGGAUGUCAAAACAGUGAUGAGAGACCGAUUUCAUUUGAAAGGCUUUCGGCCAAAUCAACUGGAAGCAAUUAACGCCACUCUUAGCGGGAAGGAUGCUUUCGUUCUGAUGCCUACUGGAGGUGGGAAGUCGUUGUGCUAUCAGCUUCCGUCAGUGGUGAACAGUGGCCGCACGAAAGGGAUUACUGUCGUAGUAUCACCUUUACUAAGUCUGAUGGAGGAUCAAGUCGAACACUUGAAAAAGUUGAACAUAAAAGCACACUAUAUCAAUGGAGAUGUGAGUGCCGAGCAUAAAAGAUGGAUAGCGUCGACUCUCAGGAGUCCUUAUGCGGAUCGAGAAAUAGAGCUGCUUUAUGUGACUCCAGAAAUGGUGAACAAGAACUUGAGCCUUCAGGACACGCUCAAAACCCUUCAUCGCAAUGGAAAAUUUGCACGCCUUGUUAUUGAUGAGGCUCACUGCGUUAGCCAAUGGGGCCACGACUUCCGUCCAGACUACAAAGAGCUUGGGUCGCUCCGCGCAGAAUUCGAAGGUAUUCCUGUUAUGGCGCUGACUGCAACGGCAACUCAAAGCGUCAAAGUUGACGUGAUUCAGAACCUGGGAAUGACUGGGUGUGAUAUCUUCACUCAGAGCUUUAAUCGGCCAAAUCUUACCUACGAUGUUCUACCAAAGAAGGGCACUGCAUCGGACAUCCACGCUCAAAUCGCAGACAUCAUCAAGACUUCAUACAAGGGCAAGGCAGGUAUAGUCUACUGUUUAUCCCGAAAGGAUUGCGAGACUGUCGCGGAGCAGCUUCGUACUGAACAUCGCGUCAAAGCGAUGCAUUAUCAUGCGGGAAUGAGUUCUGAAGACAGAUCAGCCGUCCAGCGAGACUGGCAGUCGGGUAAACACCAUGUCAUUGUGGCAACUAUUGCGUUUGGAAUGGGAAUUGACAAACCUGAUGUCCGCUUCGUCGUUCAUCACACCAUUCCUAAAAGCUUGGAGGGAUACUAUCAAGAAACCGGUCGUGCAGGAAGAGACGGCAAACGAUCUGGCUGUUACCUAUUCUACAGCUACAAGGAUACAACCCAACAACGACGCUUCAUUGACCAAGGAGAUGGUGACUGGCGACAAAAGAAUCGCCAGCGUCAGAUGCUUCGAAACGUUGUUCAAUUCUGUGAGAAUAAGAGUGAUUGCCGCAGAGUCCAGAUUCUUGCCUACUUCAACGAGUCUUUCCGCGGUGAAGACUGCCAUGGAACAUGCGACAACUGCAAGUCCGAUGCUACUUUUGAAAAUCGCGACUUCAGCAAUGAUGCAAAGAAGGCCGUGGAGCUCGUAAGGAUAUUUGAGCAAAACAACGAAGAUGUCACGGUACUACACUGCAUUGACAUAUUUAGAGGUUCUGGGAAGAAGAUGAAAAAAGAGCAUUCCCAGAUGCCAUUUUAUGGUGCUGGCUCCCACAUUGAGUUGGGAGACGUAGAACGAUUGUUCUACAGGCUGAUUAGCGAUGAGGCUCUUCAAGAGAUAUCUAAGAUCAAGGCUAGAUUUACACAUCAAUAUGUUAAACCUGGCCGCAACGCCCAGCAUGUCAUUUCGGGACAACAACGCGUUCAAAUGCCUGUUAUGUCCUCCAAAGCAACCACAGGUCCUAGUCGGUCUCGGAAAGCGACCAAGACUACAUCAACUGGAGCCAUGGACGAUCACCCACAAUCUACAAUGGUCCCAUCCCCCACACAGCGUCGACGGGCAGUACGCAAAGCGAACCCCAAGAGGACUGCUGGAAAUGGAAGUGAUGACGAUGAUAGUGACGGUUUUGAGCCUAUCCGGGUAGCAGGAGCAUCGAACCGACGCAAGAAGCCAGAGGUUGGACCUCCUAUCACUCAAAAUGAUCAAUUAUCGAACUUGGAUGAUAUCCGUCGAAUGGUGGCGGAGGAAUUUAUGGCGAAUGCCAAAGACUUGUGUCAAAAGAUCAUGAUGGAAAAACAACUACGGGGCCAACCGUUUACAGAUAUGGUACUCCGCGAAAUGGCCAUCAAGCUUCCUCAAAACAUGACACAAAUGCUCGCCCUAGAAGAUGUUGAGCGGGACAAAGUCGAACGUUAUGGAUCUCGGUUCUUGAAAUUAACGCAAACCUCAAAGGCAUUCCUAUUAGACAUGCAGAGAAACCAGGAAACCAACAAUGAAGUUGUCCAUGAUCCAAAUCACACAAAUGUCAUCGACAUCAGCAGCGACGAAUACGGAUUUAGUGACGACGAUGAUGAGAUCUUUGCUUCGCUUUCACAGAUACCUAAUGAUGAGAGCAUCACCAGUCGGUACUUUGAUAGUGCUCCUAACAGUCGAUCCUCUAGAGGUGGUAAUUUUGUGAGGCCGUCUGAUACUCAGCUGACUGAUCUUGAUGGGCCAACUGCUCCGCGUCGAGGAGCAUCAAAGUCAGCUCGCGGUUCUCGAGCAACCGGGAAACGCGCCGUCUCCGGUGCCAGUGGUGGAAGAAAAAAGGCUGCAGGUCCCGCGAAACGCAAUUUCAGUGGCGGCAGUCAACGAGCAAAAAGGACUUCCAAGGGCAGCAGUUCUGGGAGGGCCGCUUCAGGGGGCGCGUCAUCUAGAAGAGGUGGAAAAUCAACCGCCUCUCAAUCUUCAUCCCGCAUUGCGAUGAUGCCGACGUGA